Molecule: messenger RNA, 1606 nt
Organism: Phalaenopsis equestris
Lineage: Eukaryota; Viridiplantae; Streptophyta; Magnoliopsida; Asparagales; Orchidaceae
Exons: 10
Coding region: 351-1448 (365 amino acids)
Cellular component (GO): cytoplasm
Source: RefSeq, a predicted model, not a curated record
CCUGCCUCUUCGCUUUAUGGUGCCCCCUCCGUCCACGUGUGAAGCUGGAACACCUACCUUAUCUCUUUCAUGAACUUAGAACAAAGCACGUAGAAGCCUCUUUCAUCAACGCUUCUAUUUCUCCUUAGAAUUUAGUAAAACCUGGGAUCUGUACUGCAAAAAAAAUUGAAAUUUUUGCAGAAAACUCUGGACAUUGCAAACUCUUCUUUCCUGCAAGUUCUGUCCUCAUAUCUUACUCCUACAAGCUGAGUUGGGCUGCUUUAUAUCAGUCUAGAAGAAAGCCAUAAUAUUUUCCAACUUUUCGACUGCAUCUCAAGUGUUCGCUGUUUUUCCUCAACAAGGAAGCUUCCAUGGCUCUUCAGGCUAAUGGUGCGGCUUUCAGUCUUCUUCAUCGAAGGAAGGCUUUUUCAGUUAAGGCUGUGGUUUCCGAGAAUGUUUCGGUCUUCCCGGUAGAGGAGGAGAAGGUGAAGCUUGGAGGGUCGGAUUUGAGGGUCACUAAGUUGGGUGUUGGUGCUUGGUCAUGGGGUGAUACCACUUACUGGAAUGAUUUUCAAUGGAAUGAUAGAAAGCUUAAGGCAGCCAAGGCAGCUUUCAAUGCAAGUAUUGAUGGUGGAAUAAACUUCUUUGACACAGCUGAAGUCUAUGGUGCUGGGUUCAUGGGAGCUGUUAACUCAGAAACACUGAUUGGAAGGUUCAUCAAAGAGAGGCAAAAAGCUGGUCCAGUUGAUGUAACCAUUGCCACAAAAUUUGCAGCAUUACCUUGGAGAUUAGGCCGCGGCAGCAUCAUUUCUGCUCUUAAAGCCUCCUUGUCUCGGCUUGGUCUUUCAUCAGUUGAUCUCUAUCAGCUGCAUUGGCCUGGAAUAUGGGGAAAUGAAGGUUACAUUGAUGGCCUUGGAGAUGCUGUUGAAAUGGGUUUGGUGAAGGCUGUUGGUGUCUCAAAUUACAGUGAAAAAAGGCUCAGAGAAGCCUACAAUCGGCUAAGGAUUCGUGGAAUUCCACUGGCUUCUAAUCAAGUGAACUACAGUCUUAUAUACAGGAUUCCAGAGAAGAAUGGGGUGAAGGCUGCUUGUGAUGAACUGGGUGUAACUUUGAUUGCUUAUUCUCCUAUUGCUCAAGGAGCCCUGACAGGGAAGUACACACCAGAGAAACCCCCAACUGGUCCUCGGGGCCGCAUUUACACUCCUGAGUUCCUCACAAAGCUGCAACCUCUUCUGAACAGAAUUAACAAGAUUGGACAGAACUACGGAAAAACGUCCACACAGGUGGUUCUAAAUUGGUUGAUUUGUCAGGAGAAUGUGGUACCCAUUCCAGGAGCCAAAAAUUCAGAGCAAGCUGCAGAGUUUGCAGGCGCUCUUGGGUGGAAGCUCAAAGAUCAGGAGAUUGAGGAACUCCGUUCACUCGCAGCUGAAACACAACCAGUUGUAGGCUUCCCUGUGGAAAAAUUUUAGCUUCAUAAUUUUUUAUGAUUACUGUUUGUUUAUGAUUGCUAUUAGCUUUCUAAGCUAUGCUUGAAAAUACUAUAUUUCAACAUUAGUUUUUGGUAGCUGAGUCGGUGUUUUCACUGCCAACAGCUUUCAUAAUGAUUUAUGAUAAAUUUACAUUCAUA